AUGGCGCCCGCCCCGACAGCAUCAGAAUCCAUCCCUCCCAUCGCGCAGCCGUUUGUGUCAGAGCGCGCUCGCAAGUUGUUGGACGUGGUCGAGAAGUUCGUCGACGAGGAAUGUAUCCCUGCCGACGCCGUCUACCAUGCUCAAAUUGGCCUCGGAGAGGCCAGAUGGCAAGGACAUCCUAGUGUGAUGGACGAUCUCAAACGUAAAGCCCAAAGCCUGGGACUCUGGAACAUGUUUUUGCCCAAGAACCAUUUCAAAGAAGGCCCGCAGUUCACGAAUGUCGAGUACGGACUCAUGGCGGAGCAGUUGGGGAAGAGUAUCACUGCAAGCGAGGCAUGUAACUGUGCAGCCCCAGAUACGGGUAACAUGGAAGUGAUUGCGCGAUACGGCAGUCCUGCGCAAAAGGAACGGUGGCUCAAGCCGCUCAUGGCGGGAGAAAUCAGGUCCGCGUUCCUCAUGACGGAACCGGACAUCGCGUCGUCGGACGGGUCCAACAUCCGACUCCGCAUGGAGCGCAAGGGGGACCACUACGUCCUCAACGGCAGCAAGUGGUGGUCGUCGGGGGCGGGCGACGACCGGUGCAAGAUCUUCAUCACCAUGGGUCAGACCGCGCCCGACCACCCGGACAGGUACCAGCGGCAGUCGAUGAUGCUGGUCCCCGCCGACACACCGGGCAUCACGGUGCACCGCAUGCUCAGCGUGUACGGGUUCGACGACGCGCCGCACGGCCACGGGCACAUCACCUUCACCAACGUGCGCGUGCCGCUCGACGCCAUGAUCCUGGGCGAGGGGCGCGGCAACGAGAUCAUGCAGGGCCGCCUGGGCCCGGGCCGUAUCCACCACGCCAUGCGCGGCAUCGGCGCCUCGGAGAAGGCCCUCGAGUGGCUCAUCAACCGGCUCAACGACGAGCGCAAGGUCCCCUUCGGCAAGCCCCUGGCCGAGCAUGGCGUGCUGCUCGAGUGGGUGGCCAAGGCCCGCAUCGAGAUCGACGCCUGCCGGCUCAUCGUGCUCAACGCCGCCAUCAAGACCGACCAGCGCGACGCCAAGUUCGCCCUCAGGGAGAUCGCCGAGGCCAAGGUCAAGGUGCCCCAGGUCGCCCUCGAGGUCAUCGACCGCGCCGUCCAGGCCUACGGCGCCGCCGGCGUCUGCCAGGACACCCCGCUCGCCUACAUGUGGGCGCACCUGCGCACCCUGAGGAUCGCCGACGGCCCGGACGAGGUGCAUCUGCAGCAGCUGGGGAAGAGGGAGAACCGCACGCGCAGGGACGCCAUCAAGGCCAAAUUGGCCCGGCAGGCACAGAGGUCCGACGAGUUGUUCAGGACCAUGGGCGUCGAGAAGGUCGCGUUGGGCGCCCAGAAGUUCCAGACCAAGAGCAAGUUGUAG
Molecule: messenger RNA, 1383 nt
Organism: Exophiala spinifera
Lineage: Eukaryota; Fungi; Ascomycota; Eurotiomycetes; Chaetothyriales; Herpotrichiellaceae
Exons: 3
Coding region: 1-1383 (460 amino acids)
Molecular function (GO): oxidoreductase activity, acting on the CH-CH group of donors; flavin adenine dinucleotide binding
Source: RefSeq, a predicted model, not a curated record